This is a messenger RNA of Salvelinus fontinalis (brook trout), 2649 nucleotides long. It is a transcript of the gene ccdc175, whose product is annotated as coiled-coil domain containing 175. The record is from RefSeq and is a predicted model, not a curated record. The transcript is spliced from 19 exons. Lineage: Eukaryota; Metazoa; Chordata; Actinopteri; Salmoniformes; Salmonidae. The coding region runs from base 170 to 2398 and encodes 742 amino acids.
CACUUCAUCUUUUUGAGUGCAAGAUCUAGGCCUACUCUCACUUUCGUGUCUUGCAUGUUGGUUACCAUGCCAACCCAUAUUCGGUUCGAGCUGCUCAAACUUGGAAGCAAACGCUAAACACUGAUACAAGUCGACGAAGCUAGCUAUUUGCAUAUAUUUUACAUUCGACAUGGCAUCUUGCUUAGUGCCUGACUUUCCAGCUGUUCUGGUUGCUUUGGAGCAUUUGGGCGAAUUAGACAAGCAGCUGAGGAAUGAGGGAGUUCCAUUCAGUCCUGAGGCCAGUCAUCACCUGAAAGAAAUAGCUGCUGCCAUCACUGAACUGGAGACUUCCAGAAGAGUAGCCCAUGAACAACUGGAGGUAGAAACGAUUGAAACAAGCAAACUCCGACAUCAAUGCCAGACUAUCCAUGAUGAUGUUCAGAAUGAGAUAUCAGCUGGUGUUGCGGCUGCAAGAAAUAUAAAUGCGGGUCAAAUUACUCAACUCCAAGAUGAACUGAACAGUAUAGUGCUUGAAAUAGAAUUAAUGGAGAAAAAACAGGAAGUCCUUGAAAAGCAAAAUGCUAUUCUUUAUCCUGAGAGAGAGUUGGUAAAAGGUGACCAUGAAAAUGUCAUCAACCAAUUAAACUACCAGCUGUCAGAGAAGGCCAAUAAACAGAUUCUGCUCAAUGAAACAAUGAACGAGAUCAAAGAAGGGAAAGCCAAGAUCACAGAUGUGGAGACCGCUAAAGUGGAGCUAGAGGAGGACAUGAUUCAAGAGAGGAAGACGUUUGAUGAAACAAAUGAGAAUCUUCAGAGAGAGUGUGAGGAAGUCAUCAAUAACAUACAGAACCAGAAGAAGAACAAUGAAAAGAAACGCAGAGAGCUGGACAUUUUUUUACCAGAACUGUUGGAUAAGGAGGACAAAGUCACAGAGCAAAAAAAACAAAUUCUCCAGUUAGAGCAAAGUAUAGCCAAACUGACAGCGUCUGAAAUCCAAUACAAAGAGCAGCUGGCAGACGAGAUCAACACAUUUGAGGAACUUGUUCUUCAGAAGGAAUUUCAUGUAAAGGAGUUGGCUGAAGUGAGAAUUGUAUUUGAACUGAAAGUUCAGGCACUACAGGAAAAGAUUGUAGAGGUGGAUGGUGAGAUGGAGGAGGGCCAGAUAGUUAAUGCCAUCCGCCUGGAGUCUAUUGCUAAGAUGUCUGACAGAUUUAAAGCUCAAAGGAAAGAGGAGGACGACGUCAUGGCUGAACACCUCAAUGUCUCAAGACGCUUAGAAAAGUCCAGACUUAGACUUGAGGAGCGCGUUGCAUCGAUCGCUAAACAUAAAAUAGAGAUCAGAGAAAUGGAUGAAGAGAUCAAACAACUCCAUGAAACCAAUAUAGUUAAUGCAGACCUGUUUGAAAGAAAUGUGGAUGAACUGCAUGGACAGCUCAAUAAAGAAAAGAAGAACAUAGCAAUCUUUGAAGUUGAAAAAGAAGAACUGUGCCAGUCUCUGGAGAAUCUAAAAAAAGAUCAAGUACAGCAUGUGAAACAGGUCAACUCUAAUAUUGGUUUAACCAGGAGGAGAUAUGAGGAACUGCUUGAAGAGGAGAAGAAACUCAGAGACCAUGUAUUCAUGGGCGCGUCGAUUGAACUUCUCAGUAACAAGAUUGUUAAGGCAGAGGAGGGGAAUGAACAGAUUACCAUUUCCUACAAUGCCGAGAUCCAACAGUUCAUCACUGAAGCGGAGUCAGUGACACAGAGACGACUGGAGAAGGAGGAGGACCUGAAGGGUAAAGAGUCUAUCUUGGAGGAAGCGGAGGCCCAGUUUGAUAUUGACCAGUCCAGGCACCAAAAACUAAAAAACCAUACCUCAGAGUUAAAGAGUAAGAACAAUCAUCUGGAGCUCUUCAUCCAGGAUAUGAAAGAGAGCACUAGUACUCUUCUCAAACCAAAGGAGGACAUGAAGAGGAGUCUAGAGGGUUUGCGUGAGAAACACAUGGAGCUGCUGACGUCUCACGCUGCAGACAUCAUCGCCACGGAGAAGAGCAUCUAUGACAAAGGGAUGAUGCUGGAGCAGGUCAAUAUGGAGAACAGCAGACUGCAUGUGUGUAUUGAACAAAUGAAGGAGGACAUAUGGAACACCAGGAAAGACCAGGAAAGACACACAAAGGAGAUUGGGUGGCUGAAAGAGGAGGUUCAUUCUCUAUUUGAGAGCCUGCUUGAUGCUUGGGCAGAGGACACUGUGGUGACUGAGGAAUCUUCAGAGAGAGACCACAAGAUUCUGGAGGCUAUCUACAGACUCAUGACCAAGAUCCACGACAGGAAGUUCCAACUGGGGGACAUCAACAGUAGACUAGAGGAGGAACUGAAGGGCAUGAGUUCCCUGUUGGCCAGUACUAAAUCAAACAUUGCACUUAAAGAACAGGGCAACUAGCGACAUCAAGAAGGAUUACAUCAACACAAUUGUGUUCUAAAAAAAACUCAGCACAAAUGAAAGUCAUAUGAGAUGAAAGUAGAUGAGUACUCACACUUGUGAUUCUUAUUUCAGAAAAAUCAUAACACUUAACACACAGCAUUUCACAAGUUUAAUUGAACAAUACAUUUUACAAUAGUUAAAAUUGUAGCUAGUCAAGUCCUCGUUCUGUAUGUUUUAAAAUUACACUGCAAUAAAAUUAUAUAUUUCUA